This is a messenger RNA of Ictalurus furcatus (blue catfish), 5526 nucleotides long. RefSeq names its product ubiquitin specific peptidase 42 (gene usp42). The record is from RefSeq and is a predicted model, not a curated record. Gene Ontology annotation, biological process: protein deubiquitination; regulation of apoptotic process. Lineage: Eukaryota; Metazoa; Chordata; Actinopteri; Siluriformes; Ictaluridae. Gene Ontology annotation, molecular function: cysteine-type endopeptidase activity; cysteine-type deubiquitinase activity. Gene Ontology annotation, cellular component: cytosol; nucleus. The coding region runs from base 1932 to 5342 and encodes 1136 amino acids. The transcript is spliced from 18 exons.
CGUGUCCGCCGGUGAAGUGAAAGGGCCGGUCGGUGCGGUGAGUGGAUGAUCUCGGUGCUGAGAGUACGCUAGCUAAAGCUAAUGUUUCUGGGCUAAAGCGCACCGGCGAAUUUUAAAUCUCGUGCCCCUCCUAUUCUGGUGUCCACCAGCUUCCCCGCGCACACGUUCAAAACACCGCACUAAUGUAACCGCCGCACAUUUGCAUGUGUAGUAGCAGCAGCAGCAGCAGCAAUAGUAAUAGUAGUAGUUCACUCGGGUUGUGGCAGCGCGGAACAGGGCAGCUGUCUCGUGUUCCGCGCUGCUGGUCCACACGGCCAAGGCGGCAUAAUACUGUCCUGAAUACCGUACUGAAUACUGUCAAAUAAUAGGCCACCAGAUGGCGUACUGUUUUUGCCUUACUGUUUAGUACAGAUGAGAGCAGUACGGAUUUAAACCCGUGUACUGUGUAGUACAAUAAUAUACUAUGCGCUUGGGAUUGUGUAAUAGUCGGAUUUUAGUGUGUCGCCGUUACCAUGGCGUUCAUGACACAAUGAGAAUCCGAAUACGAACCCGAAUUCGAACAGAUGCGCACGCGGAGCGGCAAGUACCACACUUCGUUUUGAUUUGUUUUCCUUUUCUCUUGUGUUUUGAAAAGAAAACAAAAAUUUCGUCGUGUUUACUUUCGUUACUGUUUCGGCGCGAGGCCUGUGUCGUUCUCGCCCGCCGGAGUUAGCGUUAGCGUUAGCCCGGCUGUAAUUGGAGGACGGCGGUGGGAGUGAAGCGGUGUAGUGCCAGGGUUUGUCUUCUCCCACCACACUGCGUCUUCAGGUUAAAAUGCCCAAGUAGCUGUGAAGUAGCUACUCAAUAAACCGAAACUGUAACUGAACUCGUUACAUCCUGAGGCCGUGAAAGAGAGGACCCUGUUCUUAAUCAUGGCUAAUGCUAAGCCUGCCCAGUUACUGCCAUCACAUAGCUAAAGCCUGAAGAUUCGCAGAUUAUUAAACAGUAAACUCAAGAAUUUCUCACAGUGCCGGCUCUGUGUUUUUUUUUUUUUUUUUGGGGGGGGGGGUUGUUUGUUUGUUUGUAACCUACAACAGCGGGUUGGUUGUUUGGAAGUUCAAGGUUUCGCCAAUGUCGACAUUUCACUUGCGUUUCCUGCAAGUCACGUGGUGUCCUGGUAGUGUAGCAGGGUUCAGUCUGUCUGCAACAGUGCUACAUCAAAACGUGCACCUAAAUUCCUGUCUCCAGGAAACAGUUUGUAAGAAACAGUCCGUUUGGUUGAAAUGCUUUUAUAAUAAUGAUGAUAAUGCCGUAGUAACCUCUAGUACCAGACAGCUUUUCUGCCUCCAGCUGUUAAAAUGCAACCAUAAAAUGAUUCAUAAUGAGUGUAUGGCACUGGUAAGAUACUAUAUCAGCUACAUACUUACCAGUGCUUGUGGGGUUCCCCCCCCCCCUUUCUGGGAGAAGAUUUGAAUUAUACGACUCGCGUAGGGUGGCUAAACUAGAUAUUAAAGUGACCAAAACGUGUAAUAUUAUUAACAACAUAAAAACAAAUAAGUAAAUAGAUGUUUAAAAGUAUGGCUUAGAGAUUAUCAUGCUUGCCUUUCACCUCAAGGGUGGGGGCAUGAAUCCUGCUUCCCCCUGCAUGCUUGGAGCUUGCAUGCUCUUCCUGUUCAUGAGCUCCUUUUGGGUAUGCUGGUUUCCUCCCCCAGUCCAGAGACAUGUGUUGUAGGCUGAUUGGCAUUUCAAAAUUGUCUGUAGUGUGAAUGUGUGUGUGUUUGUGCCCUGUGAUGGGUUAGCACCCUGUCCAGAGUGUGUUCGGCCUUGUGGCCAGAGUUCCCUGGGAUCAGCUCUGGGUUCCCCCGUGACCCUGUGUAGGAUAAGCAGUACAGAAACUGGAUGGAUGUUGAGAAGGGAACUUUAUCUAAUCUGUGCAUUUUACAGAAUGAACGAUGACUAUAGUUGACAAAGCUUCAGAGAAAUCUGACUUUGAGUCAGCGCAGUGCAAGCACUCCAGCUCCCUGACUCCUGUCUCCUCUGGAGGCGUGGACAACGGCAGCUCCAGCUGGAGUGUCGACUCUUCUACAGCCGAGCUUUCCAGGGCCAUGGCUACGUGUGUUGAAGUUGCUGUGUAUGGAGGCACUACAACACUUCCUGCUGAGAGGACAAAUGAGCAAGUGGCCAUGAGUUUUGGCGAUGGCAUCACUCUGCCCCAAAAGGUCCUGUUUCCAUCAGAGCGUCUCAGCUUGAAAUGGACCCAAGUCCAUCGUAUUGGAGCAGGCCUCCAGAACCUGGGCAACACAUGUUUCCUGAAUUCAGCUCUUCAGUGUCUUUCAUACACUGCACCUCUUGCCAACUACAUGUUGUCCAGAGAGCAUUCCAAAACAUGUCAUGAGCCUGGAUUUUGCAUGCUGUGUACCAUGCAGAAUCACAUCACCCAGGUGUUUGCUAAUUCGGGGAAUGCCAUUAAGCCCCUUGGAGUGUUGCAUGAACUAAAACGGAUUGCAAAGCAUUUCCGGUGUGGGAAUCAAGAGGAUGCCCACGAGUUCUUGCGGUACACAGUGGAUGCUAUGCAAAAGGCCUGUCUGCCUUCCAAUAAACUUGACAGGCAAACACAGGCCACUACUCUGAUCCAUCAGAUAUUUGGAGGAUAUUUGAGGUCCAGAGUAAAGUGUGGGAACUGCAAAGCAGUAUCAGACACCUUUGAUCCUUAUUUGGAUAUUGCACUGGAUAUCAAGAAUGCCCCAACUAUUACCAAGGCUCUUGAGCAGUUUGUUAAGGCUGAACAGUUGGAUUGGGAGAACGCCUACAAGUGCAGCACUUGUAAGGAAAUGGUGCAAGCCUCAAAAAGAUUAAGCAUUCACCGCAACUCCAAUGUGCUCACCAUCUCUCUGAAACGCUUUGCCAACUUCAGUGGAGGCAAAAUCUCCAAGGAUGUGAGAUACUCUGAGUAUCUUGACUUGCGGCCCUACAUGUCUCAGUCUCACGGAGAGUCGCAGAUUUACGGGCUGUAUGCUGUUCUGGUGCACUCAGGCUUCAGCUGCUAUGCCGGACACUACUACUCCUACGUAAAAGCAAGUAAUGGUCAGUGGUAUCAGAUGAAUGAUUCAUCAGUGACUCCCACUGAUAUACGAUCUGUGCUGAACCAACAAGCAUACCUGCUGUUCUACAUCAAGCACGGGUCUACAGACCUGAAAAGUGGAGAUUCAACCCAGAUGGGUUUUACUCCAGGCCACUCAUCCCCACGACCAGUUGUAACACCCAAGCUAAACGGGCAUUCUUAUACCUCCUCAUCAAUAAUUGGACCACAACUCCCUCCUCACAUGUUAAAGAAUAACUCGUAUGUCAACGGAACUGGUUCCUCAAAGGAGCAUUACAGUGGCUCAAAGCCAAGCAGCAGUGACGUUAGCGGAGUGAACAAAGCCGCCUCCAAUUUGUCGCACUCUUCCAUAUCAUCCUCCGUUUCUCAACAACCCGUCCAGCCCACGGGCAUCCCAGAGCCACAGAAGAGGCCCAAGAUGAGCUUUGUCGUCGGCUACGGAAAGGUGGUGCGGUGCAACCGGACUCCAUCAACCUCCAACAGCUCAGCCAGUAAUUCACACCCACAGUCCUCAUCCUCUACCUCAAAAUUCCAGCGCUCCAAGCAGGUCAACGGCACAUCCUCGUAUCGCAGUGCUACUUUCCUGGUUCCUUACGACGAGGAAUCGUCUGAGGAGUCUGACCAGGAGAGUAGAGUCAUGGACAAUGGUACGGCUAAGCCUUAUGGCGUUGCCAAGGCAGCCAGUGGGGACGGAGGCAUGCACAGCCCUCACUCUCAUAGUUCAAGCUCACUCUUGCCCGAAAAAAACAGAUCUAACAGCUUGUCAGAGUCUCUCACUGGUGCAAAUGGGUCAGGACAUGGCCCCCUGAAUGGCUAUCACAAAGUCAACGGCUUCAAACAUCCUGACAAGGCAUCAGACAGUCCAACUUCUGAAUCGUCCGUAAGCGACACUAACAGUUUGGAUUCUCAGAGUGCGUCAAGCUCCAAGUCAGAGAGCCUCCUCUCCUCAACACCCUCCACGGAAAGGGCUAAACCACUCACUGAUCCGUUCACUAAGCCUGUCUCGCACCCAGUACCCGCACCUGGCGCAGACACCCAGACACUGGCUAAGCCAGCAGAAGUGACGCCUAGCACACAGGCAGCCUUAACAGAGGCAUCAAGUCAAGUGAAGGCCACAGCAGAGUCCACUCUGAGCAAUCACAGUCUCACCCAGCAGGCAAGUGAUGAACUUGCAUCGUCAAACAAACCCAAGGUGGAGACGGAGUCUGUAAACGGCACGAAUGGCAAAGACGACGUGAAAACAUGUCAGUCAGACAAACCCAGCUCUUGGGAAGGAAAAAGCCACCAAGAGCACGAUAGAGAUUUAAAGCAGCCACAUGUUUCUCCUGCCGCAAAGGACAGAGAUAAAGACAAGGAGAGUCAUCGAAACUACAGAGAGCUCCAGGACAGGAGCAGAGAACGUUAUGGACAUGGCCAUCGGCCAGAGAGAGAGUAUUAUCCACGUAAGGAUCGCUCCCGCAGUCACCACAGAGAUAAAGAGGGAGCUCGGUGCCGAGACAGAUAUGCGUACCACCGCCGAGACCACCAUUACAAAAGAGGCCGGUCGCGGGAUUGGGAGCGGGACAGGAGAUACCAGUCCUUGCACUGCUCUUCAAACCGCUAUUAUAGAGAGCUGGCCUGGCGCCGUGCACGCGAAGACAGUCAUGAUCGGUGGCACUACAAUGGAGAGCAGAGCAGCAAUAGAGCAAAGCCCUCCUCUCCACGUUCCACCAGCCCCUCGCCCCGGCACAGGACCAGAAAACUCAUCUUGUCAGGCGAAGACAGCACGUCUGAGGAGCGCAGGGCCAAGAAAUACAAAAAAUCUAAGAAGAAAAAUAAAGAUAAGCACAGGAGUUUGGAAAGGGACGUGUCCGACAAGGCCCAGGACAGCAGCUCCAGCCUACACAAAAAGAAGAAAAAGAAGAAGAGGAGGCGCGAGGCGGAGGACGGAGCUCGCAGGGAGAGACAGUCCACCCUCAGCUCAGACAAGCGUGAUUGGAAUGGCGAAGAGAGGAGAAGCCAUAAGUGCCGGCGCAGCUCUGACCGAGAUGGUUCUCCUCACCGUGCCAAGCUGUCAUGCACUGAGGACCAUCGCCAGCUCAACGGUCUCUUGGCAGGUGAUGGCGUAAACCGUUACAACGGAUAUGUCCAAGGAUUCUGUCAUAAAGAAAUGGAUGCACCGGUUAAAUAUGGAGACCUGAACCAUACUUCCUCUAACAAAAAUGGGAAGAUAUUCUUAUGUGGAGGAGACAAUGGAGAGACAGGCCCCGUGCCAUGCAGAUAAAACGGCGACUUUUGGAGACCUGCCUCAGACCUAAGAUCUCAGAGGACAAGGAAGAACUCGACACUUUCUAAAUAUUGUAAAGGUGCUUUAUUCAAUAAAGACAUACUGUAUUUUUUGCAACAAAAAUGCUUUAAAAAAUUUUUUUUUUAGGGUUAAGGAUUUUUUUUUAUACCAUGCUAUACAG